Daktulosphaira vitifoliae (grape phylloxera) is the source of this 570-nucleotide messenger RNA. RefSeq names its product probable phosphoserine aminotransferase. Bases 16 to 279 code for a protein of 87 amino acids. Gene Ontology annotation, molecular function: O-phospho-L-serine:2-oxoglutarate transaminase activity; pyridoxal phosphate binding. The record is from RefSeq and is a predicted model, not a curated record. The transcript is spliced from 3 exons. Gene Ontology annotation, cellular component: cytoplasm. Lineage: Eukaryota; Metazoa; Arthropoda; Insecta; Hemiptera; Phylloxeridae. Gene Ontology annotation, biological process: L-serine biosynthetic process.
GUUAUAUGUUCAUAUAUGAAAUAUAUCAGUGAUAGUAUAGGUAAUCGAUCGAGCAGGACAUACCUCCAAACAAUCCAACAACUGACAAUGUCAUCCUCCAAUAAUGUAAUCAAUUUUGGUGCUGGUCCCGCAAAACUACCCAGACAAGUAUUGGAACAAGCCAGAGAUGAAAUUUUAAACUGUGGUUGUGGUCUAAGUGUAAUGGAAUUAAGUCAUCGAUCGGCUGAAUAUGCAGUAAUAAACAAUCGGGUCAUUGAAUCUGUCAGACAACUCUUGUAACUAUGAUUAAAGUAUUAAUUUAGUCAAUUUUUGUAUUAUUUUUCAAGUUAAACCGAAAUUUUUAAUCUAAAGAAAAAAAAUUUAAUAAUAAGCGUGAAUAAUAUAAAACAUGGCAUCACAUCAAAGUAAAAGAAACUAGCAAAUGUUGUGCAAAAAAAUUUUUUUUUUCUCUUAUGUCAGCCAAGAAGAAAUAAAAAAGGAUAUGAGAGUUUUAACCAUAAUCAGAAUAAUUUAGAUCUUUCUCCCAAAAAAAGGUAGAUUUAUAAUUAUGUUGUACCGAUGAAGACUUUA